AUGAAGACAUCUACGAGACCGGCUCUUACAUCGUCUCACUCUCAUCACCCCCGCCUUUCUCAAGCCAAUAUGCAAUCUUUCCGCGCCAAUAAUAAAUCUACGACCCCCCUGGCAUCACCUCGCAUACCUCAUUCCGUCGGUCAACCUUAUCCUCCCAGUACAAAAUUCCCCCCUAUCGUUACAGAUGUCCACGUCCGGCCGCCUAGUCCCAAUUAUUUCGGUCUCAACGUUGACCAUUCGACUGCUGACGUUGUUAACUCGUCCGCCGCUCCUCCCGAUCACUGGAGUCCGACGAGCUCGUCGAUUAAGUCGUUUGGUACCGCAAUACCGAAACAACUUCCCCUUGAUGCCAACCCGGAAUUCGAGGCUUUUAGACGCCAAGUCGAUGCGAACCGCGCCAAGGGCUUCAAUCUAGGUAGCGCCCACUUUGCGCCAGCCCCGUCGCCCAUGUUCGUAAGACCCAGGCCGCCGCGUUUGUCGACCAAUUAUAGCGAUACCGCCUCGGAUUUAUCCAGUACUAGGUCUCUUCACGGCAAGGCUGUCGAUGGCGCAGGUGUUCGAAUGGAUGUUGAUACGGAUAGUCUACAUGACUCUGCGUAUGUAUCAUCGGAUUCGAAGAGAAAUUCAGAUGUGUCGCUGAAUCUUCCCUCAUUUAGUAAUAUGCCUCGGUUCGAGUCGCCGGCUCGUGCCGACUCUCCUUUUGAGCCCUUACGAAGGGCGGCAUUGUCCAAAAUGGAAGAUCGGCACCCGCGACUAUCGUUGUCUAUUUCUAAUGAGAAGCUAGAGCGGACGAUAGAGCCCGCGAAAGCUCGUGCUGAGACGCUGCCGCCGACACUUGAAAAUGGACCCGGACUUAUUCUACCAAGGCAGCUAAAAGAACUGCUUUCAAAUGUACCCGAGAACGAGUUUCUUCUGCUGGAUGUUCGUGUAUCUUCCCAUUAUGCCCAAUCGCGUAUCCGCGGCGCAUUGAAUCUUUGUAUUCCGACGACUCUGUUGAAGCGUGCUACAUUCAAUUUGCAGAAGCUACAGCAGACUCUCCAGACCGAAGAAGAUCAACAGAAAUUUGCGCAAUGGUUAAAUGCCAAGUAUCUCAUAGUAUACGAUGCCUCCUCGACAGAAAAACGGGAUGCAACCUCAGCUAUGAAUAUGUUCAAGAAGUUUACGACUGAAGGUUUCUCUGGGAAUUCAUAUCUUCUAAGGGGAGGGUUCCAUGCCUUUUCUGCCGAAUAUCCUUCGUUCAUCGAUCAUCAGUCAGCUUCAGAAAGACCGGGAACCGCAAUUACCUUACCGAAUGGUGGACGACCAAGCUUUGCCCCUGUGAUCGGUGGUGUAGCGCUUCCAUCUAAUGCUAAUAACCCCAACCCGUUCUUUAGCAAUAUCCGGCAAAACAUGGACCUAGCAGACGGAGUUGGGCAGAUGGAUAUCUCUGUGCCGUCUAAUUUAGAUUCGAAUACACUACCCCCUUGGCUCCAAGACGUAACCCGAUCAUCUGAUCAUGGUAAGAAAGCAUCUGAAAGGUUUUUGAAAAUCGAGCGCAGCGAACAAUCACGUAUGAAAGAAGCCUACGCGUCGUUCAAUACGUCUGCGCCUCCAAGCCAAACUUCCGGACGUGUCUGCCUUUCAGGAGUAGAGCAGGGUGUUAAAAACCGGUAUAAGGAUAUCCUUCCUUUUGAGCAUGCUCGUGUCCGUUUGCCUAAUCGGGCCCAAGGUGCUUGCGAUUAUAUCAAUGCCAGCCAUGUUCAAGCCUCGCGUAGCCAUAAGCGUUAUAUAGCCUCCCAGGGCCCUUUGCCGGCCACCUUCGAUGAUUUCUGGUCCGUGAUAUGGGACCAAGACGUUCGUGUCAUUGUCAUGUUAACCGCAGAAUCUGAAGGGGGUCAGCUAAAGUGUCAUCCAUAUUGGCAUGACAAGGAAUUUGGACCUAUCAAGCUCAAGUCUAUCUCCGAGAAGAAGGUGUCGCUCGAUAUAGAUAAAUAUCGGUCAAAUCCCGGGCCUACGCCUGCAAACACCACAGUGGACCACGGACGACGACGCGCCGCUACCACGACAACGCUCGAGUCCGCACAGAACACGCAACAGCCUCAGGCACAGUCCGAGACCCCUUACGUUAUUGUCCGGAAAUUUGCAUUGUCGCACGCUGCUCAUCCGUUUUCUCCUAUACGCGAAAUUACCCAGCUUCAAUAUCUCCUGUGGCCCGAUUUCGGUGCACCAGCGCAACCGUCGCACCUACUAGCUCUCGUUGAACUGGCCAAUAUCAUGCAGCGUGCUUCGCUGCCUGUGGAUGCGAGCUCUAUUGCCGCGUCAGCCCCUGCUGAGCCUUCGGCGGCAAUUAAUUGGACUGACGAACCCGAGUCUGCUAAUGCUAGGCCGAUGCUUGUGCACUGCUCUGCCGGAUGUGGUCGCACUGGGACCUUCUGUACUGUUGAUACUGUCAUAGACAUGUUAAAGCGGCAGCGUCAAGUUGCGGCUAGUCGGGUAGAUGAAGAUGGAGACGUGAGCAUGAAUGAAGGAUCACCUAUCCGUCGCCGGACUAGCACUACCAACGGCUAUAGGCCCAGACCGAUCAAAGAUGAUACGAAGGGGUUAGAAACUGGUUGGCUCGAGGAUUCAAAUCUCGAUCUGAUAGAAGCUACCGUGGAAGAUUUCAGAAGGCAACGACUGAGCAUGGUCCAAAGCCUACGACAGUUCGUUCUCUGCUAUGAGACGGUGGUAGAGUGGGUCUGGAGAGUUCACGAGAAGAGCAACAGUACGGCCGGUGGCAGGGGUCGCCCACGGAGUGAAACUAUAAAUGUGCGAAGAUGA
Daldinia caldariorum is the source of this 2799-nucleotide messenger RNA. RefSeq lists its product as uncharacterized. The coding region runs from base 1 to 2799 and encodes 932 amino acids. Gene Ontology annotation, molecular function: protein tyrosine phosphatase activity. The transcript is spliced from 2 exons. The record is from RefSeq and is a predicted model, not a curated record. NCBI's taxonomy places the organism in Eukaryota, Fungi, Ascomycota, Sordariomycetes, Xylariales, Hypoxylaceae. Gene Ontology annotation, biological process: protein dephosphorylation.